Puntigrus tetrazona (Sumatra barb) is the source of this 4525-nucleotide messenger RNA. It is a transcript of the gene mbd1a, whose product is annotated as methyl-CpG binding domain protein 1a. NCBI's taxonomy places the organism in Eukaryota, Metazoa, Chordata, Actinopteri, Cypriniformes, Cyprinidae. The record is from RefSeq and is a predicted model, not a curated record. The transcript is spliced from 16 exons. Gene Ontology annotation, molecular function: DNA binding; zinc ion binding. Bases 622 to 2997 code for a protein of 791 amino acids.
AGAUGAACGGCUCGAUCGACUGCGCGAGACGCGAUGAGAUUUUUUUCGUCACACUUUUUGUACUUAGUAGCUCUAAAAGAUGAGGAAUUUAAAGUUGUUUGGAUACGGGUGACUGUUUGUUAGCUUUUGGCUAUUUGCGAGAGAUGACAGAAAAUUGCUAGUUAAGUAUAUGACUUCAAAGUUGAUGAAACCAAAUUUGUGUUGGCGCCAGCAUUCGUAAAUUUUCGGUUGUGUUUCAGUUAACAGAAAAUGGCUGAUUUUCGUCCCGGUAGUUAAAAAGUCGGAAGAAACAAAAAUUGUGCAUAUGACUAAACGAGAGAGGACUGAAAAUGAUGCAUUUGCGAUUAUUGAACCGACUCGGUAACAAUGUGAUAUUUCAUAACUACUAAACUCAUGGAUGAAACACUGGACUUUUGGCUUUUUAUGCAACCCAAGCUCUUCGUAACGGUUUGAGAUUCAAUUUCUACUUCCUGCUUCGAAGGACAAAGACGUCGUUUUUCCUAUUUCAAAAUGUGAGCCAGCUGUUCGGCGUCCAGACUCUUCCCGGCAUGACUCAAAGCCACUGGUCUCACGAAUCUACUGGUAAUACAGAGGCCUCGAGGCCAGAGAACGGGAUCAGACAUGACGGAUGAGCUGAACAGAGCGUCGGCCGAACCGGAGACGACCAAACCGGAAGAGACCGUGUCGGUUGGAGCAAGCGUUGUUGCUGUCGCUGAGGAUGAUGGAGUGGAGAACGGCGCACCUGGGAAGGGGACGUUCGAGUCGCCACCUGAUUGGCUGAAGCCAAUGGAGGAGGAUGAAGAUGAUGGUGGUGACGGUUUCAAGAGCAGUGAAAGGAUCGCCAAAACGGUCAAUAAUGACGUUCCUAAAGUAAAACGACGCAGAGGUCGGCCUCCGAUUGCCAGAAAUGCUAGACAUGGACUUACCCGUUUAGAUUUCAAGAAAGGAUUGCAUGCAGAUCACCCUAAAACUAAGACUGUUCGAACCCUCCUGGAAAGAUCUCGUUCGAGUUUCACAUCAAGAACUGCCAUUCCCGUCCCAGGCCCAGCCCGCACACCCGAGGUUUUACCCCAAACACCCAAAAGCACCGUUCACAACCCGACACCGGCACCCAAAAGACCCCGACUCAUCCCCGUCUCACCUACAGGGAACAGCAGCCUCUCCAGAACCCCCAUCGCUGAGUUUCGCAGCCCUCCGUGCCUCACGAGAGUCUCACCGCUCAAUAUCGACACAUCUGUGGCACGCAAUUUCAUUCACUCUCCGGCUGUAAAAGUGGGCAACGUUUCCCAACCGAUAGUUUCCCCUACCGGACCUGGGAAAGAUAGCACUGAGCUGCCCCUUCGACUCUGGCUGUGUCCUCCUCUGGAGCCCAUCAGUCCGACGAAAUCUCAGGAUGCAUUCUCAGAUCAGACUGUGAGCUCUCCGAACUUUCCAGAGACGAUGCGUAACGGAACAGCGACCCUAAAGGAAAGUCUUCCUUUUCUCAGUAAAUGUUUAAGCUGCGGAGGCCCAUUUUCUGCUCACAAGAUCGGAGACACAUUGUGCUACAGAUGCUACAGGAUUAAACCAGAGAAGAAGCACUCUCCUCCAAAUAUCGUGUUUAGGAAGGUGGGGCAGGAUCAAUGGGAGGUGGGGAAAACAAAACAUCCAGGAAAACAAAUACUGAAACAACGUCCCAAGUACAAGAAAAUAGUCAAAACGGAUUUCGUCCCUGAUGGUGACGACGAUGAGGAUGACUGGGCUGCAAAGAAACGCAAUCGCAGGAUGUGCAGGCAGUGUGUCGCGUGUCUUCGCGAAGAAGACUGUGGCAAAUGUGACUUCUGCAUGGACAAGCCCAAGUUUGGUGGCAGUAACAAGAAAAGGCAGAAAUGUCGCUUGCGUCAGUGCAAGUUCCAGUCGAAGCUUCACGCUCAAAGAGCAAAUGGAAUGCUAAAUCCGUCCCUUCCGCGAAGGAAAAACGUGAAGCCCAAGCUCAAGAGACGCGGGAGGCCACCGAGAAAACUCAAAUUCAAAAGCGAUCCUUGGGAGGACGGUGACGAGGCGUCCGAUCAGGACGAGGGCGAAGAUGCCUUGAGGCGUUGUAAGAUGAAUGGAAGGAAGGGAGGAAGGAGGAAAUGGAACUACACUUUCAAGGAAGAUGAAGAAGAUGUAUUCGUCGAGACCGUGAUCGAUGAUGACGAACCGUCCUUCACAGAGGAGGAUCCUGGUGUUUUGGGCAGUGGGAGGUCAGUGAUGGCGUCUAAUGAGAUGUACUCGAACGCCUCUGGACUCAACGCUCAGGGAUUAUACUACAGCGUGUCAGGUGUGCCGGCAGCGCCUCAUAUGCUUGGAUCAGUACCUCUGUGUAACAACAAUCCACUGCCGAUGGGUGAGGUCAUCAGCUCUCUGCCGAUGGGAGACGAUGCCGCUCAGAACGGUUUUCUUCAGAUCGAGAUGGUGAGGGUGGGAUCACCACCAUCGCAUUACACAGAAGAACCACAAAACACAGAACAGCACGUGUCAGAAUUUCACCCGGAGCCUACGCCGGUGAUCACUCAGAUCUUCAGUCUGGCAGGAGGAGAGAGCGACUGCGACCGAGAUCAAGGCCUGAUGGAGCUGUUCACCUCCCUGAGCCAGACGGUGCUGCCCGCUCACUGGGUGGGCGUCAUGGCCAAAGGCCCCGUCCUCCAGCUCCUGCAGUGCUCCAAGCUCUCCACCAUGGCCGACACGGUGGUCCAGAUCGAGAAGGGCUUCUUCUACCAGGUCAGCGUGCAGAACCAGCCUCUGCUGCUGAUGCACGCCGUCUACUCGCGCCACCCCACCUGCCUGGAGACGGUCAAUGACGUGGUGUCGCUCUUGCUGGACCUGGAGAGGCUUGGCGUGUGCGUGGGCUACCAGAACUUCCACAUGGGUCCGCCGUGGGAGCCCAGAAUGAGCGUGAGGGCAGCUCUGUGCGAUUUGCUCGUUCCCAAGGACGAGGAACAGUGUCCAAAAUGCGCACAGCCCGUGGAGGGUUGAACGGAGGAAAGUUCACUGUACGAUAUUUGAAGACUCUUACGCCAGUCAGUUCUUUAUAGUGCAGUCAGAGCUGUUUUUUGACCUCGUGAUCAGUCGACAUCUAAAAUGGUGCUGCUUUUCUUUUUUCUUUUUAGAAGUUAGUGACACAACUUUCGAAAAAGAGCUCGCAAAACACUUGAGUUUUACCAAAAUCCCUUCUUUUCGUUGCUCUCCAGUUGGGAUUAGGUCAUAAAUACAUUCAGUUCUCAUUUAAACUACCUCUCAAUUACUUUAUGGACCAAUUGAAACCUUAAACCUCCCAGGUGCCCUUAUUGUAGUUUCUUGUACGUUUGCUGUAAGACAGUGAAAGGCAUAGAAGCUUGAUUCCGCCGUGGGAUCAAAAAAACGUAGUCGCACCUUUUUUUAUCACCAAUUCAGAAUUUCUUUUUCUUGCAAUUCUGAGUUCAGAUAUUAUAAUCCAGACUAUUUUUUUAAUUGUAGCUGCGACACAUAAACUCAGAAUUCUGAAAAAAGUACCAUUUGCGGAAUAUGAACUCGCUACUGCAAGAAAAUAACAUUUUUAAAUAAAUUAUUAACGGUAAGACAGAAUUUGGAGUGAAUUAUGUAAACUUGAAAUCGCAAGGAAGGAAUGAAUUCGGAGUUUGCAUCUUUCAAUUCUGAAGGUAAAAAAGGCACAAUUUUGAAAAAGAAGUCGGUUACUGUAUUUUUUUUUAUUUUAUUCAUUUUUGUGGCAAGAACAGGCUUCCGGUUUCUGUGUUCUGUACUGCCUUUGUUGAAUUUUUAACCAAAAUCAUUCUUUUAAAGUAGUCAGGUUUUGUGUGGUUUUUAUUAUAAAAAAUUAUUUUUAAAUAAUGUAUUUAAUUUUUACCCCAAAGCAAGCACACCGUCUUCCAUUAUGUGUGUUUUUUUUUGUUUUGUUUUUUUGUUAAGGCAGGAUUUUUAUCACAUGAGUGUUUUUAAUGCAAUGGAAGAUGCACUCUGGUCUUUUUUUGUCCCGUUGUUAAUCACAACUGCUUUCGUGUGACUGAAUUGUGUUGCACAUGAUAAAGUGCAGAAAUGCAUCUGUGCGCAUUUAUGCUGUUGUGUGUAUUAUUCCCAGCCUACAGUAGACAUCCACCUGGAGGACAUUUCACUUAUCAGCCUUUAAUACGGUUUACUGUACUGUAUUGUAAUUCUGCCUAGGAGAUAAAUUGAUGCAGUUAACAUUUGAAUAGUUUUUAAUUUCAGUGCAGCGUUUGGUUUCGUCAUUCCUGAGUGAUUUAGAUUAAAAUGUAUCUUUUUUUUUUUUUUUUUUUUUUUUUACCUCUACCCCUGGAGAUCUGUACAAAUAAGCUGUAAAAUAUACAUAGUAGCCUGAAAUUAUUUAUAAAUAGAGGAUGUAAGAUGGAGGUGUUUCUGAGGGCAUCUCUGUAUUGUAAAUCUUGCUCUUUUGGUUUUGGUCCAUUCAACCACUGAGUUCAGUUUUUGAAACACUGUAAAGUAAGAUUUUUAUGAAGGGUGGGAAAAAUAAAGGUUUCCUUUUUUCAUA